UCUUGCGAUCUACGCGGCAAAGCAAAAAAAUAAUUCGUUCAAAAUGCGGUGGAUUGUAAAUAUAAUAUUUUUAAGUGUUGCGUUCUGUGAAAAUAAUUCUCCCGAAGUGCAGAUAAAAGAUGGAAAGUUAAGGGGGAAGUACAUGACAACUAAAGAGGGAAGACAGUUUAGCGGUUUCACCGGAAUACCGUUUGCCAAACCGGCCCUUGGAGAACUUAGGUUUAAGCCCCCAGUACCAAUAGAACCAUGGCAGGGCACUCUAGAGGCAACAUCUAUUCACAGCGUUUGUCCGCAAAGAGACAUCUACAGGCGAUCCACAGAAAUAGAAGGCGAGGAAGACUGCCUUUACCUGAAUGUCUACACCCCAAAACUGCCAAACGCAGGCGAAGCCUCCCUUCCUGUGAUGAUCUUCUUUCACGGGGGCGGCUGGCUAUGCGGGGGCGGCAAUUCCCUCUGGUACGGUCCUGAGGUAUUGCUAGACAGGGACGUCGUUUUGGUCGUCACCAAUUACAGGCUAGGUGCUCUUGGAUUUUUGACUACAGGGGAUGAUGUAGUUGCGGGUAACAACGGUCUUAAAGACCAAAAUCUCGCAAUAAAAUGGACUAAAGAAAACGUUGCCAAAUUUGGAGGAAAUCCUGACAGUAUUACUAUAUUUGGAGAGUCGGCAGGUGGCGCUAGUGUACAGUAUCACAUGGUUUCGCCCUUAAGUAGAGAUUUAAUUUCUGGAGGUAUAUCCCAAAGUGGAACCCCCUUAUGUAUUUGGGCCCAUGCCCCGGAGGGAGAAGGCAUUAAAAAUGGUAAAAAAUUGGCAAAAUCCUUAGGGUGCCCCACCAACAACAAUGAAAGAAUGGUCGAUUGCCUUAGAAAAAUUGAUGCCAAUAAACUCGUUGAACAAGAUUCUGUAUUCUUCGAAUGGGAUUUGGACCCGAUGAUCCCUUUCAAACCGACUGUGGAACACAAGCACGAUGGUGCAUUUUUGUCGGAACACCCUAUAGAAACGAUGAAGAAAGGUCAGCAAGCGAAAGUGCCUAUAAUUGUGGGUCUUAACACUGAAGAUGGCGCUUUAAGAGGAGCGGGCAUUUUUGGAAAUCCGCAUCUUCUGGACGAAAUAAACCAAGAUUUCGACAGGGUCAUUCCGAUAUCUCUUAUGUACGAUAAAACUGCCAAAGAUAUUAAAGGGAUCACUCAGAGGAUAAAACAUUUCUACUUCAACGACAUGCCUGUUUCAAACUCCAGCAAAAAGGAGAUUGUCAACAUGUACACAGACGGUUGGUUUUUGAACUGUGCCGACGAGGCUGUCAGAUUACAUAAAAAAUACUCGACUACGCCAGUUUAUUAUUAUCUUUUUGGGCAUAGAGGAACUUCCAGUCUAACCAAACUCUUCGGUGAUCCUAUUAACGAUUAUGGAGUAUGCCACGCUGACGAAUUGCAAUAUCUUUUCCCACUGGCCGACGGGUUAUUCCCCGAAAACCCACCUUCCGAUGAUGACAAAAAAGUGGCCAAAAUUAUGACAAAUCUGUGGGCCAAUUUCGCCAAAACUGGAAACCCCACCCCAGCAACCAAUGACGUUAUACCAGAAGUCUGGCAACCUGUUAAAACCGAUAACAUGGAGUACUACUAUAUCGACGCUGAAUGGACGGGAAUGAAAGAAGGACUCCUGAUAGAACGCGCCAAAUUCUGGAGAACCUUAAAAAGCAACCCAAGAAAACAACUAAAUAAAGAUGAAUUAUAAAUAUUUACAAACUACAAAAUAAGUACAAAAAAACAAUAAAGUAUUAAUUUAU
Messenger RNA from Brassicogethes aeneus, 1784 nucleotides. NCBI's taxonomy places the organism in Eukaryota, Metazoa, Arthropoda, Insecta, Coleoptera, Nitidulidae. The record is from the annotation of a GenBank genome assembly.